AUGCUGACUUUAAGGGCUUUUAACAGAAAUUUGGUAAAGACCAAGGCCAAAGAAGAGAAUAAAAAGGAAAAGACUCGCCAAAAGAGUAAAUAUCUUUGUGAGCAUCCUACAUGCACUAAAAACAGAGAGUACUAUUGUGUAAAUGAACAUCAAAUGGCAUUCUGCCAAUCCUGUCACAAGUAUCACAGACAUUGUACAGAGAUCAUUGAUGUAAAAGAUCUAAGAGAAGUUUUAGAAGAAUUUAAGAAAGUCUGUAAAGUAAUUUUGAAGUAUCAAGACUUAUCUGCAAUUAAUGCCUGCUCAAAAUAUCUUGACGGAGUAGAUAUUACCUUCAAGAAUCUUUAUCAAAACAUGUACUUGUUAGACAAAAAGAUCAACCAAGCCAUUGAUGACGAUGCUUUUCCAAAGUUCCAAGAACUGAAAGACGGUGUUGACAGCCUAGUAUCCGAAAUUGAAGAAGAUCCUGUUCUCAGAAGAAUAGGUUUCCUUUGGAUCGAGAGUAUCAUUAAUCAUGAGCACUUUGCACAAGAAAAAUAAUGAAUCCUCUGAAAACUCAAAGCUCAAGAAGAAACUAAACCUUAUGCUUGAAGAGCAUAAGAAUGCUAUUGAGGUAAAUUACAAAGCCAUGAGAGACCGUGAAGAAGAGAUCAAAAUUGAAGAAAUUGAGCAGAGUUUAAACGCACAAAUCCAAGAACUAGAUGAAGAAUUAGAAGAAACUCGACAAGACAGAGAGAACAUCAAACAAGAUUUUAAAGAAACUGUUGACAGAAUAACUCCAAAUGUAGAUAUGGAUCUUUCCAAAGAAGAAGGCAAACGCAUUUUAGAUUUGAUAUCGAAAUCAUUCCUGGUGCUCCCAGUCAUCAAGAAUCUUGUCAUCAACAAUGUCAAGAAUGAUGACCAAGGACUAAGAUCAUUUUUAGGUCUUGAUUCUGUAGCGACUGUGAGAAAUUUCAUCUUUAACCAUUUUUAUUUAAUGGAUGAGGAGCAUGCAAUUAGAUUUGGGUUCUACAGAGAGCAUAUUUUGAAACCCAUUGGUGUAACUUCUCAUGAAGUGUAUCUCUCGAAGAUGAUCCUCGAGCCUCAAGACCUUAGUGCCGUUGUGAAGGGAGCAGCCAACUCGAAGAGGUUGAUCAUCAAGCACUGCAAGGUUGAGACUUCAGAUGCCUUAAAUUUUGAAACUCAUGGUGACUCUUCGCUUGAGUACUUGAGUUUCUUCAAUUGUGGAUAUUCUGCAUGGAACAACAUGCAUUGGGACAAAGACCCUAGCUUGUUUGGACACAUCAUAACAGCUAUUAGAGGAUCAUCCUUGAAACUCUCUCUAAAAGAGAUCAACAUAAACGGUUGUGGAAUCAGAAAGACCCAAGUUAAAGAACUUUUAGGAGAGGACCUUGCUCAUAUCAGCAUUGUCCUUAAAAUUGACAAUCCUUUAAAUUGUUAA
Molecule: messenger RNA, 1438 nt
Organism: Moneuplotes crassus
Lineage: Eukaryota; Ciliophora; Spirotrichea; Euplotida; Euplotidae
Source: the annotation of a GenBank genome assembly